CUCUCUCUCUCUCUCUCUCUCUCUCUCUCACUUGGGAGAUACUCCAAAGAGAGGAGUGCAAGGGGAACUCCCUCUGCAGCGAAGGAACCACCCAAAGCUGCGAUCUUCCGCUACCAGAAUUCGAGGGCGUUUGAUAUCUGUUAGGGUUUCCAAGAUUGGGGUUGGGAGAUGCCGAAGGGAUUGGCAUUUUAUCGGCGCUUGACUGAUCGCUUCCGAUACCUUUUUCGUUGCGUGCUGGAUUGUGCUACAUUUGCUGGCAGAAAGACUGGAUUUUGACGCUGUUUCGGCACACAGUUCUCCAAUGGCACACUAGAUAUCUUUCGCUCAAGCUACAAGGUGGAUGGUGGAGAUUUAUUCCAGAUAUAUGGAGCAAACUUCAUGUUAUGUUGGUCUACAACUAGACACUGUCCUGUCUCUGGAUUAGUGACAUCUAGUACAAUUCCCAAACCCUUAUUUGAAGAGCAACAUAAAAUGCCUGGUGGCCAGGAUGUUGAGCCAUCUUCUCGACAACCUUCACCUUUACAGAUGCCUAAGCCAAGUAGACCAGGACCUAACACACCAAGCAGAUUGCCAAAGUUGGUUCAGGAGGACACACCAAUGCAAAGAACUACUGAGGUCUUAGAAUGUCAAAAAUCAGAUCACGUUCAUAACGGACCUGUCGAACCUUUGUUUGAUGGGAUAUCUGCAAAGACAACCAAACAUUCAGGGACCAGUGACUUUGAUGCAUUCUCUGACAAUCUGAAGCAGUUAAAUAUACAAGAUGGAUCCAUAGAGCUACUUCAGUUGAAUAGGACUAUAAGCUUGGAAGCAAUUAGGGGUACAGAAAAGGAAAACUCAGAGAAGGGAAAUAUGAAAUAUAACUCAGUUUCUGCUGAACUUAGUGAGGGCACCAACAGUUUUACAAGGACUAGCGGAAGUGCUAAGGUUAAUAGCCAGGUUGAGAGUGGAAAGAAUAGUACUUGCAGGGCCAGUGCAAGUAGUGAUGUCAGUGAUGAAAGCAGUGGUAGCAACAUAAGCAGCACCAUUAACAAGCCUCACAAAGCAAACGACUCAAGAUGGGAAGCAAUUCAGGUGAUCCGUGCUAGAGAUGGGGUUCUUGGUUUAGGCCAUUUCAGACUGCUUAAGAGAUUGGGCUCUGGAGAUAUAGGCACUGUUUACUUGUCAGAGUUGGCUGGGACGAAAUGCUAUUUUGCUAUGAAGGUGAUGGACAAAAUAUCUCUAGCUAGUCGUAGAAAACUUCUUAGAGCUCAGAUGGAAAGGGAGAUAUUGCAAUGCCUUGAUCACCCAUUUCUUCCAACGUUAUAUACCCACUUUGAGUCAGAAAAAUUCUCUUGUUUGGUGAUGGAAUAUUGUCCUGGAGGAGAUCUGCACACCCUUCGGCAGAGGCAACCUGGAAAAUAUUUUUCAGAACAAGCAGUCAAGUUCUACAUAGCAGAGGUCCUCCUUGCUUUGGAAUACCUACAUAUGCUUGGCAUCAUCUAUCGUGACCUGAAGCCAGAGAAUGUCCUCGUUCGAGAAGAUGGUCACAUCAUGCUUUCAGACUUUGACCUCUCCCUUCGCUGUACUGUCAGUCCCACCCUUAUUAAGUCUUCCAAUCCUGACUCUGAUUCCUUUAGAAGAAACAACCCUGCCUACUGUGUCCAACCUGCUUGCGUUGAACCAUCCUGCAUCCAGCCUUCCUGUGUGGCCCCAACUACGUGCUUCUCCCCACGACUAUUCUCCUCCAAGUCCAAGAAGGAGCGGAAGCAGAAGCUUGAGAUUGGAAAUCAGAUUAGCCCAUUGCCUGAGCUCAUUGCAGAGCCUACUGAUGCCAGGUCCAUGUCAUUUGUUGGUACUCAUGAAUACUUGGCUCCUGAGAUCAUCAAGGGGGAGGGCCAUGGCAGUGCUGUGGACUGGUGGACCUUUGGUAUCUUCCUGUAUGAGCUUUUAUUUGGAAAGACUCCCUUUAAGGGGUCUGGGAACCGAGCUACACUGUUCAAUGUGAUUGGUCAGCCCUUGAGGUUUCCAGAGUCUCCAGUUGUGAGUUUUGCUGCUAGAGAUCUUAUAAGGGGAUUGCUAGUGAAGGAGCCACAGCACCGGCUUGCUUAUAAGCGUGGCGCUACAGAGAUAAAGCAACACCCAUUCUUUGAGGGUGUCAAUUGGGCCUUGAUUAGAUGUGCAAGCCCUCCUGAGGUCCCGAAACAUGUCUCAAUUGAGAGGUUCAUGGGGACUGUGGCAUCAACAAGCCAGAAGUCCAACGCCACAUCCGGAAAAGCAAGGCCCGAGCACCUCGCACGAUGUCUGGGCAACGCGCUUCACUAAAGCGUCGCCUAGGUGCUUGCUUGAGCCCAGGCGUCAGGCGCCUCGUGCGAGUGCCCGAUCUAAUGCCAGCAAAUCAAACCAAAUUGGGAACUCUGGUUUAAUUGAACAGUAACUUAGUUGGUUCGAUUGAAUCUCAUGUUCUCUCCACCAUCGAGUGAUAGGUCUGAAGUUUCCUCCACCGCCAACAAACACAUCCGAAGCUUCCUCUGCCCUCGACGUUGUCGUCCAUAGCAUCUUCUGCCCUCGACGUUGUCGUCCAUAGCAUCUUCCUCUGCCCUCGACGUUGUCGUCCAUAGCAUCUACAGUUUGAAGCUUCGUCCGUCGUUGCUGCCUUCGUGCGCAACUCCCUCCGUCGUCGAGGGACAGGUCCGAAGCUUCCUUCGUCGUCGAUGGACAUAUCCGAAGCUUACUCUGCCCCCGAUGCUGUCGUUUGCAAGAAGCUGCAAUCUUGGCCCCGAUGGGCAAGUUGAUUUUAUCUUAUGUCAUGAUUUUAUAUUUUAUUUUAUAAUUAGUUGACCUUACUAUUUGAUUUAGUCUUUUCUGUGAAAAAUAAGCAGAAAAGAAGUCCCACAGGUAAAUAAAUAUGAUGGUAUAUAUUGCACGUGGGACUUUCAAAUCUUCAGUUUGAGGCUUAAUUUUGCAGAAGUUAUUAUACCACAAAGCAUCAAUUCUUUUGAACAAUGUCAGAUAUUAAUGAACUCAACUGCUAGACUGUGCAGCCCACAAAGUUGAAUUUCAGAACAAAGCUACAUGCAGGAUUGCCCAAUGGGAUCUGAUAGGGAAAACACUUCAACUCUGAAAAGGAUGCAAUCCACAAAACGUUUUAGGAUGAUUUAUCAACCUAAAUUGCAUUAUCUCAAACAAUAAGGUGAUGUUUUUUGUCGGAACAUAAUUUGAUUAUUGCAUGUCAGGUUGGCUGUUAUAUUGUCAAUUAAUAAUUUAUGUUGCAUCCUUUUUUCUCAUUUAUGUUAAUUGCACUAACUAUGCUUCAAAUUGUAGAUGGAACAUAUAUGAACUACCAAGCAUGUCGUAGUUGUGUAAGAUUGUUUAGCACUUUUCUGAUAAGAGAUAUUUCCAAGAAUACACUACCAAUAUGGAAAUGAUUUGGAGGCAGUAGGAUAUGUUUCUUCUGAAUGGCCAAACAACUCUGUAUUGAGAUCCUAUUUCUUGAUUCCUGGAGUUGGAUAUCAACUUCAUGUUGACAAUAUGAAGCAUUUCUUUUUUUUGCUUUCAAGGAUGAACUGAACUUAGCAGACAGGUUAGACAAUCAUUAAUUAUCCAUGGUACUCCGGUUAUGGAAAAAUUGAUAUGAGGUCUUGCAUAAUUAUAGAAAUACUUUUUAUUAGAAGUCUAAUCCUCUACCAUAGUCCAAGUUUGAGCAUUUCUUAGAAGAGGCCUAUGCCAAAAAUCAAAUGACUAAGUUUAUGUUGUCUGUGCUAAAACUACAUUUGACAGCUUUGGAAGCAGGGAACUACUCGAUGAAGCCAUGGGAGGCUUUUAUCAAGCUGAACAGAUUCCAGGUUCCUGAAGGUGACUUAUCAGCAAACGCACAUUUCAAUUGUAGCAUGAGUCACAGCACAGAGAGAACAAUUUGUGUUUUAUUCAGAUCCAUCAAUCUUUUUUUACUAAUUGGCUAACUUGAACUGUGAAUGAUGGUCAUAAGAUUUCAUGCGCCCUAUUCAGAAUCCCUUCAUCAAUGAACCAAGAUCAUGUUGCAAGUCUCUCUGGCCUGUUACUGAUCAAUUCAUGGGUGAUGGCAUCAAAGCAUGCCACAUGACCUGGCAGAAGUUUCCUGCAUCAUGUCCUGAGGACUGGAUUUUUUUAUGACAGUGAAGAGUGGGUAUACAUGUCAUGUAAGUCUCUUCCAUGCACUGCAACAAAUAUGCUUGGCAGUAGCCUUGUGGAACCCAGAGAGGCACACACAUAGUUUGCCUCCUUCAAGCAUCUGCAUCAUGUAUCAACCAAAAGUUCAAUGUGUUCCAUAAUGUCAUGUUUCCUUGAGACUUGAAAGAAC
Musa acuminata AAA Group (dessert banana) is the source of this 4315-nucleotide messenger RNA. RefSeq names its product serine/threonine-protein kinase D6PK. NCBI's taxonomy places the organism in Eukaryota, Viridiplantae, Streptophyta, Magnoliopsida, Zingiberales, Musaceae. The coding region runs from base 379 to 2301 and encodes 640 amino acids. Gene Ontology annotation, cellular component: plasma membrane; nucleus; cytoplasm. The record is from RefSeq and is a predicted model, not a curated record. Gene Ontology annotation, biological process: protein phosphorylation. The transcript has 6 exons. Gene Ontology annotation, molecular function: protein serine/threonine kinase activity; ATP binding.